UUAACGAUAAUUAUACACAUUAACAGUAUGACGACGUUAAAGAUUGUGGUUGCUGUAUUUUCCUUAUUCAUCGUAAAAGUUUUUGGAGAAAAUGAGAAACAUUGUCCAAUAUCUGCCUUGACAGAAUAUUUUCAUAUUCGACAAGAUUAUCUUGAUGUAAAAGAUUUUAUUCCUCAUGGAACCACAUUGACAGUUAGAUGCAAAUCUAUGAGAGAAUUUUCCUGGGCACUUUGCCAAAGUGGUCAAUGGACAGUGGAAGAUAAAGACUGUUCUUCAGAACCAGCGAAACCUUUAAAAAGAAGAAAACGCGGAUGGGUUCGACGAAUUGUCAGAAAGGCUGUCAGAUUUGUUUGCAAUGUAUUCAAUUGUCCUAGUUCCCGAGAUAGAACUAAACCACAGAUAAGUAGUUGUCCGUCUGACAGAACAGUAAAUGCUAUACCGAUACAGCACCAUGCCUUUGUUGAUUGGACGCCUCCUACGGCAUGGGAUAACAAAGACGGACAAAUCAGCGUUCAUAUAAAUGGUCCCUACUUUCCUGGUGGUCCAUUUUUUGAACGAGAUGGUAGACCCACUACAGUUGGCUAUUAUGCCCGAGAUCGAGCAGGAAAUAUGGCAACCUGCAACUUCAAUAUAUAUGUAAAAGUUAUACGAUGUCCAGUGCGUUCGAGCAACAUACCAGAUGGAUAUAGAGUAUGUCACCCGAGCUAUGAUAUGGUAUUAGGAACAGUUUGUUCGUAUGGCUGUUAUCAGGGGCAUACACUAAAAGGAGCCCCAUCACGAAUAGAAUGUUUAGAAACAGGUCAAUGGUCAAGUCCAAAGGAGCCAUAUUGUGAGAAGAAACAGUGUUCAGCAAUUGUACAACGUGGUCAGCUAGGAGUUUCGUGCACAGCAGAUUUUUACUUCAGAUCUAUAUGUACAUUUAGAUGUGAUGCAGGAUUUGAUAUUCCUACAAAUCAGAGGAGAACGAAAGUUUGUCUGGCAUCAGGAACAUGGAAUGGAUACGACCCAGAUUGCGUUGACGUUGAACCACCCUCAAUAGAACAAUGUCCAAAUACCUUAAUGUUCUAUCCUGGAGAUAACAAAGACACUGCCUUUAUCUCUUGGAACAAACCAGUAGUGACAGACAACAAGGACAAGGGUUUGGAACCUACACAAGUAGUAGGUCCACCACCAGCCUCCGAACAAGGAGUUAACACGUAUAAUGUUAAGUAUACAGUAACAGAUUCAGCAGGAAAUGAAGGGAAGGAGUGCUCAUUUGACAUUGUGAUUAAACAACUGAGAUGUCCUAAGCUAUAUCCACUGCCUUAUAUGAAGUUGAACUUUACCGGAACGAGGCGUGGUUCUGAGUGUGCUUUUACAUGUCAAGAUAACUCAGUUUUAGUCGGCAAAAGAAACACCUACUGCAAAAGAAAUGGAGAAGAUCCCUAUGCAAAAUGGGCGAUGGAUUUCCAGCCUUUCUGUGAACUAUCAAAUGGUUGUCUAGAUCUGGUACCACCAGAAAAUGGAGCUCUAGCAUGUGACGUGUGGGUUGGUGGACGCUAUUGUCACCCCUUGUGUUCUCAGGGAUAUUCUGUACUUGCUUCAUUGCCAAAUUUCUUGAUUUGCCAAGCAAACGGAAUUUGGACACAGCACGACAGGUUGAAGGACUGUUUUAGUACAUCGAACGCCAGACGUAGAUAUGUUACCAUGGCAGCUGAGUUCUAUUUCACGGGAAACUGUAACGAUCCAGCUAUUCAGGCAGAAAUAAAGGGAAAAUAUAUGACUUCAAUAACAAACUCAGAUUCAUUUCUGGUAAAGAAAAUGUGCAUGACUCCUGAAUGCAAUAUUGGAAACGUGAAGGUUAUUUGCCCAACAACAUCAAAGAAAAGAUCAACAGAAACCAUGAUUAUUAAUACAGAUAUAUCAUUUGAGUCUGGAAAUGGUACACUUACAUCACAGCAAUAUGAAACAGAAGUGUUUACUUAUAGGGAAUUUGUGAAAUCUCUAGAGACAGAACAGAAAUCAGACAACUUUACUCUGGUCAUACAUGACCAGUAUGCUCAUCUUCUUGAAAUGACAUCAAAUAACUUAGAGCUAGAUUGUCCUGAUAAUUCUGUUCCUGUAUUCAGUACUAUAGUUGCCUGUGUGCAAUGUCCACCUGGUACGUUUUAUGACGGCAGUUCAAAAACCUGUAGUACUUGCUCCAGAGGUUCUUACCAACCACAUUCUGCUCAGGAUGACUGUAUCCCUUGUCCCUAUACUCAGACAACAGCCAGAAUUGGGGCCAUCGAUGCAUCGGAGUGUGAAGAUGCAUGUGAACCUGGUACUUGGUCUCUCACUGGUGUACCACCAUGUGUAGAAUGUGAUGUUGGUUUUUACGAGAGCAACUAUGGUUCUACAGUAUGUAAACAAUGUCCAGGAAAUCGUAUUACAUUGAUGGAAAAAAGUGACAAUAUAUCUUUUUGUGUUGAUUAUGAUGUUGUUUUUCCAAACAGCACAGAACCUGCUUACACGGAGCUGCAAAUAACUGAAAUUCCACUUCAAACACCAUUUGUCGUGACUUUUCAUAUAUAUUGCCAUAUUAAAUGUCAGGGAACGUUUUUCAGUAUGGUUUCCUCUGCAUCUGACCACAUAGAUAUGACAUAUAGUUUACUUACUAUCAACACAAACACUCAUGCUGCUUUUGACAGUCUCGACUUUUCAAAAAAAUGGUAUCAUAUUGCAUUACAUAUUGGAAGAAAUGAGAGUUCCUUAUUUGUGGAUGGAGAUAUGCAUAAAGUAUAUACAAACAACAUAGAUUUUUCUCAAAAUGUUGAUGUGAAUAUUACUUUAGGAGGAGAUGCCUUCAUAGGAGCCAUUUCCCAGUUUAGCAUUGUUUCCCAGCAAGGGUAUAUAAGUAAUGAACAAUUGUAUUCAAAAUGUGAAAGCGAAGGUGUGCCUUUCGGAUUCGUCAACUGGAACGAAUUUGCUUAUAGCAAUCUAAUAAAUGGAUACAUUAACAUCCCUUCCAAAUGUGAUGACUAUGAUGAGUGUCAAAUAAAUCCUUGUGUGAAUGGAAGCUGCACUGACAAUCUAGGAGGAUACACUUGUUCUUGUGAUAUUGGUUUUACGGGCAGUAACUGUGAUAUUAAUAUUGAUGACUGCGUUGCACAUGCCUGUCAAAAUAAUGCAACUUGUAUUGAUGAAGUAAAUGAUUAUUCGUGCUCAUGUGAAUAUGAGUAUACAGGAGAGUUAUGUGAAAUUGCAAUGGUUGACGGCAGUUGGUCUGACUGGGAUAACUGGACAGAGUGUUCCGUAAGUUGUGGUAAUGGAACAAUACAACGUCGCCGGGCAUGCACAGAUCCACUUCCAGAUAAUGGAGGAAAACUAUGUGAAGGAUCAGAUACAGAAAUUGAACUAUGCAGCUUGGAACAUUGUCGAGAAUGUACAGAGCUUAUUGAACCGAAUAACUCCACCUUGUCAUGUGUUAACAACAGCAACACUAUCACAUGUGUGUUAGAUUGUGAUGAUGGAUUUGACUUUGACCAUGAUGUGAAGGACGAAUACGUUUGUGGAAACGAAACAUAUUAUUACUGGGACUUUCAGACGAAUAAUAAUCCAUAUGGUCGACUACCUUAUUGUACAGAGGUUGUCCAAUCAUUCAAGAUGCAUGUUGAUCAUUCAGCUUAUUACGACUUGGAGGAAUGUGAUACGCUAUCCUCUCUUGAUAUCGAAAACAAAAUAACGGCUAGAAUUGAGUCAGCUACUCAGCAAUUAACAAGUGUGACAUCAAACAUUUGUACCAUUUCAAGCAAUGAAGUUAUUAAUUGCGACAGUUCACGUAGGAAACGAGACACUAGCACUUUUGUUGGUUUUACAGUAAAAUUAACAUGUGAUACCACUACACAUGGAACUGAGACCUGUUUUUAUGGAUUGGAAGACGCCAUUACAGAAUUAGAAGAAUUGGAAAACGGAAACGAGUUAGAUCUUCCACACAAUAGUCUCAUAUAUAAAAUUGUACAGAAUAGUUCUUCAUCAGACAGCAGUUUAAAUUGCCCAUCCGGAACAGUUCCUUUUCUUGCAUAUUGCGUGCCAUGUAGCAUUGGUCAUUACUAUUCCAAUGAAGGAUGUCUGUCAUGUGCUAAAGGAACAUACCAAGAUCAAACAGGUCAAACGUUCUGUUUUUCGUGUCCAAAGGGAAUGACAACUGAAGGAACGGACUCUGUGUAUAUUGAUGACUGUAAUGUACCUACACCAAUAUCUAGUGAGGAGAAUAAGUUGCCAAUAAUUUUAGCAGUAUGUAUCAGUAUCCCAAUUCUAGUUAUUAUAGUGGUUGUCAUUAUGGUGAUUUGUAGACAAAAUGGAAUUUUCAAAUCCUAUAAAAAAGGAUUUGAACAGAAUAAAAGCAAUAAACUGAAAGGUGACUGUGAUAAAUUGGGCAAACCUCGAUUAGAACCUAACACAAUAACAACUAUGCAAAGUAGCUACUUUAGUAAUGAUGGAUUUGAAUUUGACACAAUCAGCCUGGGAAUAAGCUCACCGCCUCCCGUUGGCUGUUCUUUCUCCCUAGCCAAAUCAAAGCAUGGCGAAAAAGUACAUACUUCGAAUCUAUCAGUGGAUGAAGAUGAACGGCCAAUUUCACCUAGGGAAUGUUGGACACACGAAUCUUUGCAUUUAGACUGUUAAUAAAAGAUUUAAGCUAUACUAAAGUCCUUAUCUUCAUAGAAAUAUGAACGUGAAUAGAUAUUUAAUACCGGCAUUUUUAUUUAUUUAUUGUUUUGUUCUCAAAUAAUGUAACCGCUAUUAAAAAAUAUACGACAUAAAGUUUAUUGAAUGACCUUACUAUUGUGGUGGAUAAAGAAGUAAUUCCAAGAUAGCAAUCAAAGAUCAAGACCGGAAGAAGGGCCGA
Mytilus trossulus (common blue mussel) is the source of this 4867-nucleotide messenger RNA. RefSeq names its product sushi, von Willebrand factor type A, EGF and pentraxin domain-containing protein 1-like. The record is from RefSeq and is a predicted model, not a curated record. Gene Ontology annotation, molecular function: calcium ion binding. The transcript has 27 exons. Bases 28 to 4644 code for a protein of 1538 amino acids. NCBI's taxonomy places the organism in Eukaryota, Metazoa, Mollusca, Bivalvia, Mytilida, Mytilidae.